AGCAUGACCGAAAAUCCCCGAGCUGCCCGCUCAAAGGCAUUUGCCCACCUCGACGACGCCAAGCUGGGAUGGUUCCACUUGCGCGCCGUCCUGGUGUCCGGUGUCGGCUUCUACACCGACUCGUAUGACAACUUUGUCAUCAACCUGGCCCUGCCCAUGCUCUAUCACGUCAACUAUCCAAAGACGCCGAGCAUGCAAGCCCCUUCGGACUUUGCCAAGAACAACCCCAACUACGAUGCCUGGAUGAAAGCCAGCACGUCCUACGGAAACCUCAUUGGUCAGGUUGGCUUCGGCUACCUCGGCGACAAGCUCGGCCGCAAGAACAUGUACGGUGUCGAGCUCAUGAUCAUGAUCAUCUGCACCAUCGGCUCGGCCUUCUCGGCCAGCGCUAUCCGCGGUGCCAACAUCCUCCAAGUUCUUGCUAUAUGGCGCUUCUUCCUCGGCAUCGGUAUUGGCGGUGACUAUCCUCUCUCGGCCAUCAUCACCUCCGAGUUUGCCAACACCAAGUGGCGCGGUACUAUGAUCGCCGCCGUCUUUGCCAUGCAGGGCAUCGGAAUCCUCACCGGCGGCCUCGUCACCCUCGCCACCCUCGCCGCCCUCCAGAGCAACAUCCAAAGUGAUCCAAGCUACCUUGAUCUCGUCUGGCGCAUCAUCCUGGCCUUUGGUGUGAUCCCUGCUAUGGCUGCCGUGUACUUCCGUCUGACCAUCCCCGAGACCCCUCGCUACACCGUCGAUGUCAUGGGCGAGGUCGAGCAAGCCGAGGCCGACAUCAACAAGGUGCUUGCCAUGAACGAGACUCGCGAUGUGUCGUCCAACUGGAAGAGCGAGGAAGUCAAAUCCUCGCAUCGUGCCAACGUCAAGAAGGGCGGAUUCUUGGCGCACUUUGGCCAGUGGAAGAACGGCAAGGUCUUGUUUGGCUGUGCCUUCACCUGGUUUGCGCUCGAUGUCGCCUGGUAUGGUCUCUCGCUCAACGCCAGCACGAUCCUGACGCUGAUCAACUGGAACGGCUCCAACUCGCUCCCUCCGUACGACAACUACUGGCAAAAGACCGUCGGCCAGGUCAUCAUUGCGUGCAUGGGCACUGUUCCUGGAUACUGGGUCUGUGUCGCCCUGAUCGACCGCAUUGGCCGCAAGCCCAUCCAGUACCUCGGCUUCGCUAUCAUCACCAUUUGCCUGCUCAUCCUCGCCAUUGCUUGGGACACCAUCAAGAACAACACUGUCGCCUUCUGCGUUGUCUUCACGAUCGCCCAGUUCUUCUUCCAGUUCGGCCCCAACACCACCACCUUUGUUGUUCCUGGUGAGGUCUUCCCGACCCGCUUCCGCUCCACCGCCCACGGUAUCUCUGCCGGCUUUGGCAAGCUCGGUGCCAUCAUCGGUGUCGAGGCUGUCGGUCCUUUCUUCAACAAUGCCCCCGUCCCUGUGCUGUAUACCUUUGCUGUCAUCAUGGCCCUCGGUGGCAUUGCCACCUACUUCAUCCCCGAGACCAAGGGAAAGACCCUCGAGGAGCUCUCUGGCGAGGACGAAGCCUUCGAGUAG
Messenger RNA from Polychytrium aggregatum, 1536 nucleotides. RefSeq names its product major facilitator superfamily domain-containing protein. Gene Ontology annotation, biological process: transmembrane transport. The record is from RefSeq and is a predicted model, not a curated record. Gene Ontology annotation, cellular component: membrane. The transcript is spliced from 2 exons. Lineage: Eukaryota; Fungi; Chytridiomycota; Chytridiomycetes; Polychytriales. The coding region runs from base 4 to 1536 and encodes 510 amino acids. Gene Ontology annotation, molecular function: transmembrane transporter activity.